Messenger RNA from Fraxinus pennsylvanica, 1482 nucleotides. The record is from the annotation of a GenBank genome assembly. Lineage: Eukaryota; Viridiplantae; Streptophyta; Magnoliopsida; Lamiales; Oleaceae.
AUGCCUUCUCUCACGUCCGUCUGUUCUCCUCCGUUUCCGUCAGCCCUAACCCUAACGCCGUCCAUGGCCUCUUGUGAAGACGAUUUUCCCCUUCUCGACAACCACCAAAAUCCUGAUCCCAACCAAAGUUCCACCAACACCCAAACGCCGCCGUUUAGCGUCAAUCCUUACGAUCAAGACUCCGAUCUGUUUGAUUCCGAACCCGAUCCGAGUUCCCCACCCGGUAAACGCGCAGCCGAACGCGGUGACAUUAACAACGGCUUGUCGAAACGGAUGAGACUGCCCUCCGCCUCCUCUUCCGCCGGUGAUUACAGGAAGGACAGAGAAGAAUGGAGUGACACGGCCAUUGCGUGUUUGUUGGAGGCGUAUACUGACAAGUUUAUGCAGUUGAAUAGGGGAAAUUUGAGGGGAAAGGACUGGGAGGAGGUGGCGGCGACGGUUAGCGAGAGAUGCGAUAAGCAGAGCAAGAGCGUUGAUCAGUGCAAGAACAAGGUAGAUAAUUUGAAGAAACGAUACAAAUUGGAGAGGCAUCGGUUGAGCAACAUUGGCGUCUCGGCGAGUCACUGGCCUUGGUUCCAGCAGAUGGAGCUGAUUGUUGGGAACAGUAUAGCGGCCAAAGCUGCAGCGGAUGAGGAAAAGAACUCCGUCAGCGGUGGAUCCUCUAUAUCUACUAGGCAGCAAAAGAGACAUGCAACAGCAACUGCAAGUCCCAGUAGCCAGAUUGUGACCGUUAAGUCAAAACCAUCAACUAAUCUUAGGUGGCGAAGAGUAGUGUUCAAAAUUAGUGGUGCUGCUCUAGCUGGUACUGCUCCAAACAAUAUAGAUCCAAAGGUAGCCAUGCUGGUUGCAAGAGAAAUUUCAAUAGCUUGUCGCUAUGGUGUUGAGGUUGCCGUAGUUGUUGGUGGCCGUAAUUUCUUUUGUGGAGACACGUGGGUUACAUCCACUGGGUUGGAUAGGUGUACUGCAUAUCAAAUUGGAAUGAUGGCAACGGUGAUGAACUCAAUACUGCUACAGUCGGCUUUGGAGAAAUUGGGUGUGCAGACACGCGUGCAGAGUGCAUUAAAUAUGCUAGAAGUUGCUGAACCAUAUAGUAGACAACGAGCCAUCCGACAUCUUGAAAAAGGAAGAGUUGUAAUAUUUGGUGGUAUUGGAGCUGGGACAGGAAAUCCACUCUUUUCUACUGAUACAGCUGCAGCUCUUAGAGCAUCAGAAAUUCAUGCGGAUGCCGUCCUGAAAGGAACAAACAUGGACGGUUUUUUUAUUUGCAACCCUAGAAAUAACAAUAUUGCGGCAGAGCACAUUUCCUUCCGGGACUUGGCUUCUAGAGCUGCAUCUCCAAUGGACAUGAUGGCUAUGACAUACUGCGAGGAGAAUGGGAUUCCAGUUGUCGUCUUCAAUCUUCUUGAGCUGGGAAAUAUAUCAAGGGCAUUAUGUGGAGAACAGGUCGGUACACUGAUUGAUCAAACAGGGCCUAUUGGUUAG